Molecule: messenger RNA, 606 nt
Organism: Rangifer tarandus platyrhynchus (Svalbard reindeer)
Lineage: Eukaryota; Metazoa; Chordata; Mammalia; Artiodactyla; Cervidae
Source: the annotation of a GenBank genome assembly
AUGCCUGCAAUGGGUGAGGCCAGCCAACACUGCUUCAUGAAUGUUUGGUUUAUUUACGCCACUCACAAGAGCACCAUUAGCCGCCUCGCCCUGGCUGCCGCGGCCUCCCUCGGUGAGGGCUCUUGGUCUCUCCCCACCCUCGCGGCCAGCUCGGGAGUCCUGCGGGCGGGCGGGGCCCUGGGCCGCUUCCCUGCAUCUCGAGCCGUCGCCCCACUUGUCUCAGCGACCCCUCCACCCGCUCCGGACCCGGUUGCCCCGGUGCUCGUGACCCCGCCCUUCUCCCCGAGGGGCCACGCCCCGGAGUCGGCGUCCCUACCGCCCACCUCCGGGACUGGGUGGGGCCACCGGCAGGGGGGCGACUCCUUCUGCACCUGGAGGCCAAGUCCCGGAAAUGUUUUGGCCGUGUCAAGGGUCAGCUUUUUCUUGCAGGGACAUUCUGCAGCCGAGAAAUGGAAAGUCUGCGGGUUGUGCCGACAACAUAAACCACACAGCGCUGGGUCUCGGCGCCCUUGUAGUUUGCAGAAAAAUUCUCCAUUAUCUUUGGCGAGUUCGCCUUUCAAAACUCCAGCCCAGAGUCAUUUCAGUGAAAGGGUUAAAGGAUCUUAA